Messenger RNA from Boleophthalmus pectinirostris (great blue-spotted mudskipper), 582 nucleotides. RefSeq names its product EKC/KEOPS complex subunit Lage3. NCBI's taxonomy places the organism in Eukaryota, Metazoa, Chordata, Actinopteri, Gobiiformes, Gobiidae. The transcript is spliced from 3 exons. The record is from RefSeq and is a predicted model, not a curated record. Gene Ontology annotation, cellular component: EKC/KEOPS complex. The coding region runs from base 47 to 352 and encodes 101 amino acids.
AAAAAACUACAUCCGGUGACGUUUAUUUACUUUCUUUAAAACUCAAAUGGCGACAACAAUGCAACAACAUGAGCCUUUGGACAACCCGGCUACAGGAAACCUAAAAUUUUCUCUGGAUGUUCCCUUCCCAUCUAGUCAUGAAGCGAUUAUCGCUCUGCGGUCUCUGUCGCCAGACAAGGAGCCCCGCAAAGGAGGCAUCACCAAAGAGAUAACUGUGGAAGGCAAUACCCUGUCUGUGAGGUGGAGUGCAGACGAAGCCCGUAUUCUCCGCGUUUCUGUUAAUUCAUUUAUGGAUCAUCUAUCACUUGUAUUAGAGACUAUGGAGCUAUUUAGUCUUCCAGUUUCACAAUGAUUAGGAUUAUUUGUUUUUAUUACUAUAGGCCUAAUUCAUCUAAUGGUAAAUCUUCCUUCAAUUGUUUUCUUGAACAUGAUGUAUCUACAAUUGCUUUAAUUGGGCAACUUGACCUGUUACAUGAAACAACAUUUACGUUCCCUUUUUGUGUACAUAGGUAUAUGAUGUUGUCUUAUACAUUUGGCCACUAGGAGAGGCUGUUGGUCAAUAAAAAAAGUCAUGGUUGCCUC